ACCCACACCCACAUUCGGUGCUUUUGAUCAACGUCCCUGUCUCCACAAAGCCCUAUAGCAUCACCACACCCUCGUGCUCGCAUACCAAACACGCCCCUCGUCAACCAAUGCAUUGCUGCCUGCUGUCUACCAAACACUCCCUCGGUCUGCCCUUUUGCAACAAGAGUCUGCAGCUAGCGCCAACCAUUCGACACCUGUGCCUGGCCGAAUCAAAGGCCAAAACAUCCCUCGAGCCCCCUCAUUGGCCAAGCCCCAGCGCCUGCAACUUGUCGUCCCACAGAAAAGCUCUCCUAGCCACAGCAAACUCAAAUGCUCACAACCCUGCCAAUUCCACACACGCUGCCUGUGCCUGCAAUCCCCAUGCAGUGGCUGUCGAUCACCGGUACAGUCCGAAGCUGCCCUCGAUCAUCCCGUCGGCCUCCACCCACUGCAACCUGCCGCACCCACCCGCGUGCCGCUGAGACAAACGCUUCGAGCAGUCCUGCAGUCAGCAACACCCUCGACCCCUCGACCCCUCGUCCCCUCUUCUCCUCUCUUCCCGCAAUCUUAUUCCCGAUUCCACGUUUUCCAUUGGCGCUAAUGACGUAUCCCGUUUCCCAACUAAGAAAACAUGGCUAGUCAGGAGCCGGUCUGAAACUUUGGCCGUAACAGAAAGAAAGCAUCUAGAAACUUCCUUGCAUCUAGCGCAUGGAACGGCUCUUCCGCCUCCCGACUACACAUAGAUAGCCACCACCCACCCAAAUAACACCCAAACUCGCCCCUUGAGGCGGCGCCUUUGCUACCGCCACUGCAAUCCCCACGACACAUGUGGCGCCAGGCAUGAGCAAACAACCAUAAGUAUACAAAUUAGUAGUGGUAGUAGUAGUAGUAGUAGUAGUAGUAGUAGUAGUAGUAGUAGUAGUAGU
This is a messenger RNA of Bipolaris sorokiniana ND90Pr, 905 nucleotides long. RefSeq lists its product as uncharacterized. NCBI's taxonomy places the organism in Eukaryota, Fungi, Ascomycota, Dothideomycetes, Pleosporales, Pleosporaceae. The transcript has a single exon. The record is from RefSeq and is a predicted model, not a curated record. Bases 310 to 618 code for a protein of 102 amino acids.